Molecule: messenger RNA, 1288 nt
Organism: Erinaceus europaeus (western European hedgehog)
Lineage: Eukaryota; Metazoa; Chordata; Mammalia; Eulipotyphla; Erinaceidae
Gene: C20H11orf65
Product: chromosome 20 C11orf65 homolog
Exons: 9
Coding region: 159-1085 (308 amino acids)
Source: RefSeq, a predicted model, not a curated record
AUAGAGGAGUUCCGCUCGCCAACGAUUGGUAAGUGAAGAGAUGAAUGUCGUCCUUCUGACAGCCACUGCGGCUGGAUUUCCGCUUCCCUUGAGGAGGCGAGUUUGAACCUCCAUUUGUUUCAGUACCAUAAAGGUUCCUUACCCAGGAGGAUUUUCACAUGUCUCUGAAAAAGGACUUAGAGCUUAAAAAGAGAGAAAGAGCUGCCAGAAUCAUUCAGAAGGCCUGGAAACGCUUCCUUAACAUCGCUGUAUUUGAACACUUUAAAGCCAUAAUUAAUUUAAGAAGACAAGGGGAGCCACGUCAAAUAGUGAGAUAUAUUAAUCCUAGAGAGGCAGAGCUUUUAGAUGCUGCUGCUGGCAUUCACGUGCGAUUCAGAUUUGGUGGUGUAAAAUUUCCACCUCAAAUAUACUAUAAAAUUUUUACUCACAGACCUAUUGAAGAUCUGUGUGCUAACAGCCCUAGAGAUUACACAAAAGUUCCAGCAAAAUACACUUCUCAUAUUAAAGGUAUUACUCUUCAGGAAGAGGAUAAUAGUGGCUGGUAUCACCGUAUAGAGAACAAUGGUUGGAGACCUGUUUCUGAUAGUUUUUGGUUAUCUGCUGAAAUAAUUGGAGACAAAAAGGAAACCAAAUUCCACUUUUCUAAACUGAAGAGAAGGCAAGAUAAGGAAAAGAAAAGAAAAAUUAGAAAAAUAGAAUGGAUGAAGCAAAUGUACUAUACAGGAAGCCUGGAGGCUAAGUCAACAAAUGAUAGCACUCUAGAUUUAAUUCACACAGCAACAAAGGGGCUAAUAAAAGCUAUUGAAGAUGGUGGAAUAGAUUCUGUGAUGGAGUGGGAAGUGGAUGAAGUGCUGAACUGGACAAAUACACUGAACUUUGAUGAGUAUAUUGCGAACUGGAAAGAAAUUGCUACAAGCGGCUCUUCAGAUAACUUCAAACCUUUCAGGUUUACUCCAGCACAGAAAAAAAUGUAUCGCUAUGAAGAUUUGUCAGAUGAAAUUGGAAUGCUACAUACUUCCUAUGAAAAUAUGUUUGAAGACCAAAGUUUUACUAGAGUAACACCUGAUUACACUUAUGAAAUAUAAAAUAAUCUUUUGAGCUCUAGUCAGUCAAUAGUUUAUUCAGAUUGGAAUGACAUAUAUACUUGGCACAGAAUCUAGCUUACAUAAGUUAGGAAGAUUAAACAGAAAUAGAACAUCAUAAUAUAGUGGCCACGGGAAAUGUAGACUUUAUUCUGUUAUGCUGAGAAAUUCGUAUUAUUAAUAGUCACAAAUAAAUAUGUUCAAGU